AUGACAGACCUACAUGACGCUCUCCCCGUCCGAGAAACCAAACGCACCCGUGUUCAACUAUCUUGUACAGCAUGUAGAGCGCGCAAGCAAGUAUUGAAGUGCUGCCGCGUUCACCCCUGCACCAAUUGCAGGAAGCGUGGCGAGGCCAACUCCUGCACCUUUGUUGGCCGCGGACCGCGAGGCAAGGCCUCGCAAGGGCGCGCGAGUCCCACACAUGUCCAGGAUCGGUUGCAACACCUAGAGAACCUGAUAUUAUCACUAACGCAGCAGAAGAUGCUGGAGCAACCCACAGAGACAAAUGGGGAUGGCGCGGGAACCGGGGGAGAAGAGGUGAACUUCGCCGCUCUGGAAUCGACCAACACAGGAGAAGCACUCUUCGCGAACUCGACCCGGAUCCAUACGGAUGAUACUGGGACUGAUGAGAGUCAGCGCAUACCACCGGUGGGGCUGGCGUCAAGGCUCCAUCCUCUGACACCGGAGGAAUCGCCGUCUGACCCCCCGGGGAAGCUUGUGGCCCAAGAAGCUGGAACGAGGUACGUUGAUGGUGCUCACUGGAGAGCUGUACUGGAGGAGGUAUGUUACUUGGAGGAGCUGCUGGCACAAAUACCGCCGCGGCCGGUGACUGAUCGCCUGGUGGCACAGUGGCUUAAUAGCAAAGAGCCUGUGAUUAGCAUCACGCACAUUCCAACGUUUCAAAAAGAGCAGUACAAUAAGUUCUGGGACCGCCCGCAUGAAGUCUCCUUGCCAUGGCUAGCUCUAUUAUCUGCCUGCAUCGCAAUGGCGCUUGCCUUCAAUCAGCGUAGUGGAGACCCGACGCCCCUAUCACCUCAGGACCCUGCUGAGGCUCAGAAUUCGUUCCGCAAGCUCACAGCACAAUGUCUUGUUCAGUCGAAUUAUACCGCGCCUGCCAGGUACAAAGUCGAGGCACUGUUUCUCUACACUAUGAGCGAGUUCCUCCGGAGUGACGACGCACAAGUCGGGGUUUCCUUUCUCCUCGGUAUCACAAUCCGCCUGGCCAUCCGAGCAGGCUACCAUCGAGACCCCAAGCACUUUCCCGACAUGUCGGCCUUUGACGGCGAGAUGCGUCGACGCGUCUGGACCAUUCUUCGACAAAUGGACACUCUAAUUAGCUUCCAGGUUGGCGUCCCCAGAACUAUCCAAGACUGGCAACAUGAUGUGGAAUUACCCCGCAACAUAUCCGACGAGGACUUCGAUGAGAGCACCGAGGAACUACCCCCUUCCCGCCCUGAUGAAAUCUUCACGUUGAUGUCCUACACCCGUGCCAAGUCACGCAUCAUGACUAUAUUCGGCAAAAUCUCAGAUCUAGCAUAUUCGCGCGAGCCCGUUAUUUACGAGGUGACCCAGGCUCUCGACCGUCAACUUGACGAAGCGCACGAUCAGGUGCCUUCCACUUUCAAAAUGCGACCUAUCAACCAGUGCAUUGCGGAUCCCUCCGACCUCAUCUUCCGGCGAUACACUGUGGAGCUACUGUACUUGAAGACGCGGUGUGUGUUGCACCGGAGGUAUCUGGGCGAAGACCACAACAACCUCCGCUACGCCUACUCGCGGUGGGUGUGCAUGAGCUCCUCGAAGGAUAUUCUUCGCCACCAAGCAGAUAUUCACCAUGAAACGCAGCCAGGGGGGCUGUUAUACCGGGAUAGACUGUUCCCCAACGCGCUGCAAUAUGCAGACUAUCUGCUUGCAGCCAUGAUCAUUUGUCUGGAGCUGUCACAUCAGCGCACAGGGACGCCGCCGCUCGGUGUAGGCACGAAUGAUGACCUCGCGGUGAUAGUUCGGGGUCAGGAGGAGCUGUUGUCGGCGUUGGAGAUGUCGCAUGAGAUAUUCGAUAAGAUGCGUCGACGCUCAGCAGAUGCGCAGCUGGGGUAUGCCGCAAUGACGAUCAUGCUUCGUUGGGUGAAGCAGCAGCGUUCGGGGCCGGAGGAUCAGCAGCAGCCGCAGCAGCAGCAGCCAAGCAUCUCAGAUGCGCUGGACUUCCAGCCGAUGGACGGCGUAACUCCGGGCUAUGCUUCUCUGGACGUCAUCGGCAAUAUGUUAGAUACGCCUACGAACAUGGAUUGGGUGAGUUUAGUCUUUUGGAGAGUGAUCGAUGUAUAG
This is a messenger RNA of Aspergillus aculeatus ATCC 16872, 2115 nucleotides long. Its product is annotated as putative C6 transcription factor. The coding region runs from base 1 to 2115 and encodes 704 amino acids. The record is from RefSeq and is a predicted model, not a curated record. The transcript is spliced from 6 exons. Gene Ontology annotation, molecular function: DNA binding; DNA-binding transcription factor activity, RNA polymerase II-specific; zinc ion binding. Gene Ontology annotation, biological process: regulation of DNA-templated transcription; DNA-templated transcription. Gene Ontology annotation, cellular component: nucleus. Lineage: Eukaryota; Fungi; Ascomycota; Eurotiomycetes; Eurotiales; Aspergillaceae.